Molecule: messenger RNA, 969 nt
Organism: Porites lobata
Lineage: Eukaryota; Metazoa; Cnidaria; Anthozoa; Scleractinia; Poritidae
Source: the annotation of a GenBank genome assembly
AUGGCCGCAAUACUUUCCAACGCUGAUUUUCAUUCACUAAAGCGAGCACUUCUAGAAUGGAUCGCGAACAAUCCACAGAAGAAACUCAGCUUUCUUCUUACUGGUAAGACUGGCGUCGGCAAAUCCCGCUUGGUGAAUGCUCUUGUCGGAGAAAAUGUUGCCAACGAAGGGCAACAGCGAGAUUCUUGCACGAACACAGCGACUCCGUACAAAGUUACUAAAGAAGAUAUUGACAUACUUGUCUGGGAUUCUCCUGGUCUCCAAGAUGGCAACGCCGAUUAUUCCAACUGGUACCUUGAAAACUUGAAAGAUAUUAACUCGAGGUAUGGCAUUGAUGUCGUUGUCUACUGCCUCAAGAUGGAUGACAGGAGAUUUUAUAGCGAAGACAAGAAGGCCAUUCGUAAGCUAACAGAAGGUUUUGGAAAGGAACUGUGGAAAAAAACUGUGAUAGCCUUAACCUUUGCUAACAAAAUUCAAGAUCCAGAUGAGAUAGACGACCAAAUCUAUUUUCUGAAAGAACUUACUGAAUGGGAAAGGCAAUUGAGAGGUGUGCCAGGUGGCAUCCUUACUGAGUUGCAAAUCGAUUCCAAAGUGCUCUCGGCUCUUCCAAUUAUCCCAGUCGGAAAUUAUGCUGGAAUGCCCAAGAAGCCCAGACCGCUACCCAACGGUGAUAACUGGCUCAGUGAAUUGUGGAUUAGUUGCUAUUCUGUAAUGAGUGAUACCGCAGGGGUAGCGCUGUACAAGAUAAGCAAGAACCGCUUAGUAUUUGACGCGACUGCUGUAGCUCCCAAAGAUGAUCCUAGGGACAUACCGGGCGAUAUACCUUUGAACGAUAGACAGCAAAAUACGCUUUGGAAAAGAAUGUGGGACGCCUUUAAGAGUUUUGCCCCUCAAUUUAUCGCCCGUUCAAUGAGUACAGGUGUUUUAGCAGCUGUUGGUGUUGCUAUACUAAGAGUCCUCAAUAGAUAA